AUGGAUCUCGCAGGACCGAUUCAUGGCCAAUCCUACCUUGUUGUAGUUGACGCCGUCACGAAGUGGCUCGAGGUGCGACCCGUGUCCACCGCAACAAGCUCCACCCUCAUCGACGCGCUACGCGCCAUCUUUGCAACUUUCGGACUUCCGCAACUCGUGGUCAGCGAUAAUGGUACCGCCUUCGUCUCCAGCGAGAUGAAGUCGUUCUUCAGCCGCAAUGGUAUCCGCCACGUAACCAGCGCCCCAUAUCAUCCCGCUACAAACGGCCAGGCGGAGAGGAUGGUUCAGGAGCUAAAGCGGGCCCUGAAGAAACACACCCAAGGAAGUAUUCAGUGUCGUCUGUCGAGAUUCCUCCUGAACCAGCACACCACAGCGCAUGCGGUAACCAAGGAGACGCCAGCCAAACAAAUGUUUGGAAGGGAAUUGAGGACUGCCCUGGACGCAAUUCACCCGCAUUACGAGGACUCGCCCCCCGACACCCAAGCCCAGCUUGACGGCCACUUCAAGGUCGGCCAGACCGCGUGGUUCAGGACUUUCACCAAUAAUGGAAAGUGGUGUCAAGUGAAGGUCUGCAGGAAGGUCGGGAAACGUUCCUACGAGGGCCUCACACAGGAUGGGCGACUGCUUCGUCGGCAUGUGGAUCACAUGCGCAGGUCCUCUUCGCCGGUUGACAGCCCACCACGUCUCACGUCAAGCUUCCGGUUCCCCACAGGUGACAUAAAUUCGCCACCUGCAAGGCUACCGGUGCCGCCAAACGACUCGCCUUGCCCCACAGACGUGGUCCCCAUCACUUCCCAAGCUCGUUCGAGACAUAUUCCUCAAUGGCUUUCCACAGCGGCGGAGCACCCGCCUCACGACGACGCUCCACUACCGGCAGCACCUAGGGACAUCAUAUCGGGGCCUACGUCAUCUCGUGGUAGACCACUCAAGAAACCUGUGCGUUUCGGACAUUCAGUUUCAGACUAA
Messenger RNA from Ornithodoros turicata, 966 nucleotides. RefSeq lists its product as uncharacterized. Gene Ontology annotation, molecular function: nucleic acid binding. Gene Ontology annotation, biological process: DNA integration. Bases 1 to 966 code for a protein of 321 amino acids. Lineage: Eukaryota; Metazoa; Arthropoda; Arachnida; Ixodida; Argasidae. The transcript has a single exon. The record is from RefSeq and is a predicted model, not a curated record.